UUUAGUUUUUUUGUUAAGUUAAACCUUAGUAAUGGUUUAUAUACGGCUCAUGACAUAAGGACUUAACACAAUAAAGAAAGAAAGCAAAUUACAUGUUUAGAGUAACUACUGUGGGGAAAAAAAGACUAGAUCAUGGAAAGUCUUUUUCUGACAAGGUUUCAAGUAAUUUGCUUCUAAGACAAUAAAAGACUAAUUCACACCUGAGUAUAAAAGUAUUCCAUCACCCAGACUCAAGUCUAAUAAUGCAUACAAAUAAAUGUGGUGUUUAUGGAAACAAUAACAUACGACAGGGUGUUCCAGUAUGGUCCGGGAUCUGCGUGUUUGGGGGUGUUUGGCAGAAGGAGAGGUGUGCAUAUAUUGGAUCAUAUGUAUACCCCCUGGAGUAUGUUAUUGUGCUUAUAAAAUGGCACCCUACCCCACCACUCAUCAAAGUGGAUUGGUUGUCGAGUGAAUCAAGAUAAAUCAUCCCAACAAAUACACACAUGCACAUUUCAUACAGGAAUUGUUUAUGUCACCAGAACAAUCAGAUGAGAUGUGGGGUUUGCUCCUAGAAACAGAGUAGGAUUUUAAAACACUAUUGAGAUUUUAAAACACGAAGCACUCUUUAUUUUCAUUUUAAAACAGAUAUCUGUUACUACACCGAAGAGCACAAGAGUAAAACAGAGUCACUUCCUGAGGUGCUGUAUGCCUUCCUAGAUGACAGUGUACAACCAUUAAGCUGUCCCCUUGCAACACUCAGCCCAUGUAAAUGUGAGAAAUCCCACAUCUACUCUAUAUGGUACUGUGUUUCUUACAGUCUAUGUAGUAUGUCUAGCAUCCACUAAGGCUAGAGUGGUGGCAGGGGAACAGAUUAAUGGUUACACUCUGGUGUACCUGUUGCAACUGCAGUUCUGAUUCUGAGAGCUCUAUUAAGAAAAAAAUAACAAGAUGGUACAGACACAAUUAAAAAUACAUAUUUUAAUUCUCCAUGGUGGAUAUUAAUUUCUUCCCAUGUAACCAAUAUUAAACCCACAUUUCCCAGUGAGGUUACAAUACAACAACAAAAGGAGCACUGAUUUAAAUAUAUUUCCAUAUCAAUAUGCCAUGUUAUUGUCAUGCUAUUGCAUGCUGGUACAUUUUAUGAAUUUGAACUGUAUAUUUUAACCUUGACUCUAACUUGUAAGUAACUUAUUGUUUUUAGUUAAACUUGUUUUAAUGAUUGGAGACUGGUUGGCUUCAAAAGUAUUUGUAUUCAUGAAAAUGAGUGCUUGUGCCAAUAGAACAUUUCCUCUAUCGAUGUACUGCAGACAAAGCUUUUUUCAAGCUAAUUCUGCAUUUUGAUAAAUAUUUACCAUACAAUAAACAAAUGAAUGUGCAGCAAGCAUAUGUUAAUGAAACCAAACAAACAUUGCGCCAGGUUUGCUCAGUGAAUUUUACAAAGAUUUAUAAUUUCCAAAUCAUGACUGAUGAUAAAUAGAACCGUGAUUAUCGCUCUUGUUUCCAGUGGCUGCAGUGUAGAAGAACUUUAUUUAUGCAUGAAAGCACCAGAAUAAAUUACACAUGGUCAAUGGAGAGUGAACCCCAACAACAGACAUCUCCCGCAAAUCACCACACCACAGAGAGCAAAAAACAACAAAAGAUCUACUGUGAGCACAGAGGGAGAGUUCCCUUCUCACUUCAGACCAGCCCUUUCCUUUUCUUCUCUUAAAACUGCUUCGUGAUCAGUUUGCUAACAAUCUCAGCAGACUGAUAUCCGUUCCUGCUGAUUCAGCACAAGGACAAUGCAAAGUGCACUGUUCCACUGCAUUAUCCUGAGCAGGAAACUUGCAUUGUCUUAAACAUAUUUGUUAAUCAUAAAGCAAACUCAAUGUAUCAUUGAACUUUUGACUCGCAACAUUUCAUUCGCAAGUGUUUUUCUUCUGGCUUUUCUUAAGAACAGGACGGCUCCACAGCAGACAUGACAGCCAUAAAGAUACAGACACAAGGGAUGCAUUCCUGCAGAAGACCCAAAAUGCAGUUCCUUGAGAUUUUCACCAGAAGCUUAAUUAUUCUGUGCAUAGCACUAGCCAUCAUAUUGUCCUCUAUUUCUGUGUGUGAUGGCCAUUGGCUUUUUGCUAAUGCCAAAGUAUUUGGACUUUGGCACUUUUGCAUCAUUGAGCAGCAUGGUGUCCCCAAUUGCACUACAGAUCUGAAUGUGGCCAGUAUUGAUGGACUGCAAGUUGGACUUAUAUUUUCCCGAACAGCUGUCUCUUUUGGGGUUGUAGCGGCUGUCUUUGGACUGGAGCUGUUGAUCGUCUCCCAAGUUUGUGAAGAUCCCCAUUCCAGAAAGAAGUGGUCUUUCGGAUCUCAGCUUGUUCUUUUGUCCUUUGCGUUGUCAGCUACUGGGAUGCUGAGUUUUGUUAUCUGGCUGUGGAACCAGGUCUCCUUCAUGGGGUUUACUUUGACCUACUGGUGCCAAUUCACUGCCAUGUUUCUCUUCUUUCUAAACGGAAUCAGCGGGCUUCACAUUCAUAGUUUAAUGCAGCUGCCUAUAGUUCACCCAGGGAACAUGUAGAAUAACCUCAGUUCCUGUGGGUUCGAUAAAGUUUUGCUCAGGAUUUAUGUAAAUAAUGAUUUCUGUAUAAAAAAAAUGGAAAGAUGGACUGAAGUUGUCAUCCAAAUUCCUUUUUAUAACAUGUCUUUUAAUGGUCAUAAUACAGGCAGUGUUUUGAUUAUAUUUAGGAAACGUGAGAAAGAACUUUAAAUGUGUGAUCUCAUGAAAGGGAAAUCUAACUGUUAAUGUCACAAACCAAGUUGUACUAUAACAUCUUUUGACUAUUGAAUUUGACAGGUGUUGUAUUCAAUAAUUAUAUAUAUGUAAUUAAACUGAAUAGUCGAAAGAUGUAGCUCAACCAAAAUUCAAUUUGCACAUUUAUCAGAAUAUGAACUUUCAGCGUUAUUGUCAGUGUUAGCACAUGCAAACAUUUUUGUUCCAUUUUAGCACGCUGUAGUUUAAUACUACAGAAAGAUCUGCCUUUUUAAAGAAUUUUAGUUUGUAAUUAAUCAUUUCCUGUCUCUUACAGAAUGUGAACUGAAGCUGGUUGCCAUGAAUUUUGUGAACAUUUUAAUGUUUACUUUAGAAAAAAUUGAUUAAAUCAAUGAUUGUGCUUUUAUGUACAGUAAAAAUGUGAUGCUUCU
Molecule: messenger RNA, 3156 nt
Organism: Acipenser ruthenus (sterlet)
Lineage: Eukaryota; Metazoa; Chordata; Actinopteri; Acipenseriformes; Acipenseridae
Product: voltage-dependent calcium channel gamma-like subunit
Exons: 2
Coding region: 1937-2533 (198 amino acids)
Cellular component (GO): membrane
Molecular function (GO): calcium channel activity; voltage-gated monoatomic ion channel activity
Source: RefSeq, a predicted model, not a curated record